UGUGUGUGUGUGUGUGUGUGUGUGUGUGUGUGUGUGUGUGUGUGUGUGUAUAUAUAUAUAUAUAUAUAUAUAUAUAUAUAUAUAUAUAUAUAUAUAUAUAUAUAUAACAGAUGCACCGAUGUAUCGGCCAACAAUCGGUAUCACCUGACAAAAGCUAUUAUUAUCACUACCGGCCAUCGGCUCGAUUGUUUAAAAGCUACCGAUGAUCAGGGCCGAUUAUAUCCUGUCAAUCAAAAGGGUGCGGAAAGACGUGUUCAGACUGCAACUCAUACAUACUGUGUGUGAAGAAAAUCAGUCUUGUUGAAUUUUAACAUAUUAAUGGUUUAUAAAUAGUGACGCUAAAGCAGGCUCUUUUUGACCCUAUGAAUCACCCGUAGUUCAAGCCAGGGUUGCCAGGUCUGCGGUUUUUUUUUUCCCUACAUCAAAUAUUAUUUGCAGCGCCUCCCAUCCAAUAAUCGCAAAAAGAUUUGUGCUUUGUUACUUCUGAUAAGAAUUAAAGUUUCAGUUUUCAAAUUCUGUCAAUUUAAUUAUGAAAUUCAAACAAUAAAUGGCGUUUUGACGCUCUUAAAUGUGACGUGUCAGAUCGCUGUAACGCCUCAGUUCAGGCGGCAGCUCGGAGCGCAAAUCUUUUCUUCCUCUUCAAUACAAGUUAAAUCUCGAAAAACAUGCAUGAACAUCAAAGGUAUGUUGAAAUAUAUUGUACAACUUACCAGAAUGUAUCAUGUCUCAUGAAAUCACUUUAUUUGUGUUUCAACCGUGGAAAGACGUCAAUAAAACAGCUUGUGAACAAUAUGUCACAUCAUGUCACUUUUACCUCAGGAAUAUUUUCCAAUGUUCACAGUUCCUUAUAUAAAAAACACUAGAGGAGCUUAUUUACUGUUAAUUAUGUUUAUGCAAAUUUGCCAUGAAGACAAAUGCUUAUGAAAACUACCUUAUGUGAUACUUUUAUACAAACAUUUCAGUUUUUAUUUGAGUGUAAUUAUUAUAUCUGAAAAUAAACAGCAGCUGAAUAUAAUACCUCUGCUGUUAAUUGUAACCUCUAAUAUUGUAGUGUACCAAAUGAGAGGUUCCCUGUAUAGUUUGCAACAUUAUUUGGGAGAGAUUUUUUUUUUCCUUAAGAAAAACCAAACUAUCGGUAUCAGCAUCAGCCAAUAUUCUGAAUAAUCGGCUAUCGGUAUCGGCAAAGAAAUUUAGUAUCGGUGCAUCUGUAAUAUAUAUAUAGUGAGUUUAAACUCACAGACCUAUACUGAAAUCCUUAGGAAUGGAAUUAAAAACACCUCAACUAGAGCACUGGAGCGCAUCAAUAAAAACAGCUGUCACCUAAAUGAGGACAUGGCCGUAGAGGGAUAUUAAACCACAUCAGCCCGUCUUCUGCAUUUAGCUGCGUCACACAGAAUAAAUCAGCACUAUACGGUAACGUCGAGCAGGGUUCAUUUAUCAAAGCACUGGGCUGUGUGAGGAAUGGGAUAUCUAAACAUGGUACAUACAGAGACCAUGACAUGAGAGUGAGAGAGGGAUUGAGAGAAAAAAGAAAAAAGAAAAAAAUCAGGGAGAUGAUUUGGUGGCGUGUGCAGAUCCGGAAUAUAAAACACCAAAGUCAGCACCCCCCACCCCCACCUCAUCAGCAGCAGUAUGGGUCGACUCUGUGCUGCAUUUCACCACCUCCCCCUCCCCACCAUCCCAUGAUUCUUCAAUCUCCCUCCCUUGGUCCCUCCUUUCUCUCUCUACCUCCUCUCACAGCUAGCCCUGAAACAAGUGCUGUAAGCAGGCAGUCAGCAGCAGCGGAGGCUUUCCAAGGGUGCAAAUACACUGCAUGACCAUGCCUGGAAGAACGGAAAGGCAGGAAAACGGCUAAGAGAGGGUAACUCACGGCUGCCAAUGAGGGUGGGUAGAAGAGGGGGAGCGAGAUCAAAAACGGACAGGAGUGCGAGACAGUGAAGAUGGACCCUGCGGUCAUAAAAGACUGAGAAAACAAAACACCAAAGCAAUCUAAAUCACCUUCUACUGCUCUAGAAAAGGGGGAACAGGAAGAGAGGUCAGAACGGACAACAACAUGUACUCAAAGUAAUGGAAAGAAUCAGGACAGCCCACAUCACCCCUGCCUCCAUGCCGGCUAACCUGUUGCUCCUCCUCCUGUUUGGGGUGCGUGUGCUGGCCAUUUGCCCACCAAUGUGCACCUGCAGCAGAGGCCAUAGAGUGGUGGACUGCUCUGCCAGAGGAUUGGGUAUACUUCCUGACAGCCUGCAACACAACAUUCACUUCCUCAACUUGUCUCAUAACCGGCUCCAAGAUCUUGAUGGGCUCCUCAAUCAUUUUGACCACUUAAGAACUUUGGACAUCUCCUUUAACCAUCUGCACCACCUUCCUGUAGGCCUGCCGAGAGCUCUUUGGGAUAUACGUGCCUCUGGAAACUACAUCCGUCAAUUGGAAAAGAAUGAUACGGCCUACCACUGGAACCUUCAGAAUCUAGACUUGUCACACAACUUGCUGGAGCGUGUGGUCUUAAUAAACAAUACGUUGUCCAAUCUCCAAGCUCUCAAUCUAAGUCACAACAAAUUCUGGACUGUCCCGACAAACAUGCCCUACAAUUUGGAGAUUGUGGACCUUUCUCACAACUACUUGUUGCAGAUCCUACCUGGCUCACUGGAUCGCCUUCCCAGACUGUCGAGAUUCUACCUGCAUGCUAAUCGUUUUACCUCAUUAAGUGAAGGUGUCUUCAAUCGACUAGAUGGACUGCAGCUCCUCACACUUGGAGACAACCCAUGGGCUUGUGAGGAUGAAGAAAAUAUAAACCAUUUGCUGACUUGGAUGCAACAAACCCCUGCGAAAGUCUUGGGCUGCCCCUGCUACACCAGGCCCACAUGUGGAGAGGUACACGUGGCUACUAGGAGAACCUGGCACUCAGCCGCAUUCACAGAGCCGCCACUGGGUGCCGACGCCCGUCAUCCUAUCCACCGAGCUCCAAUGGAGGCAGUUACUUCUGGAUCCCUGUCCAAGUCAGCCCAGUUGAACGUAGCUCACAAUCCAAGCCCUGUUAAUACCUCUGGGGCGGGCGUGAAGGUAUUAAUCGUGGGUGGAGGAUUUCUCACAUCAACUCCACAUAGCCUGUCCACACAGUCAAGCACAACAAUCCGAACACGUAGCACCAAGAAGGUCCUUCCAGACAAAGCUCACAGCACAAGCCAUCAAAUCCACAUAUGCAGCUUUGAAACCACCAUUUUGAGCCUUUUAUGUACAGUUGUCAUCCCAAGUGCUUUGUGAUUCUGCAUAACAAUCUCUUGAACUAGGACCUGCUGACUUGAGUUUAGAAAACAAAAAAAAUCCACAAAGAAUGCAAAACGAGAGACUCACUUUAUUUUCACAUUGUUCUGGCUACUUUUAAGCAUUCUUCAACGUAUGCAAUCUCUGCCUGCUUCCAAUAAACUUUCAACCUUCUACUUAAGGUGACUGGGUACUGUAUGGCCACGCAUAUUCAACAUCUAGAUGCAUAUACAAGUACACUACAAGUAGCAGUUUCUUGAUAUGGAGAAUGGAUUGCUCUUUCCAAUGUUAUGCUUGAGCAUUGACAGAGAUUUGUGCAUUUCAUUGUUUAUAUUAUGUAUCAAACUAAAACACUGUGUAAAGUGUAAAGCUGAUGUGUUCUAUGAGUACAGACAUGCUGCCUUUAACUGUUGAAAUAAAAAUACAAAUCGGAAAACCCAUAGCAUUUUACUGCAAUUAUAUAAAGUCAACAGGCCAUGCAGCAGGACUGGAAAAUGACAAAUGCUUCGACACACAGUAAAGCCGAGCUGACAGUCCACAUCAAAAAAGGUUUCAACUAAAUGGAGCUAUACAAGCGCGCAGGUCUCAUGCUUAUAAUGGGGGAAAUUCCAGCAAACAUUUAUUCACUUUGGCAUGUAGGUUGUAUAAGUAAAUUAAUCCUUACAGAUAAAAUAAGUCAUUUUUGAUUUGCAUAAUUUCACAAACAGCGUGAAUGAUUCAGUGGCGACACGUUUUCUCUCUUUUAAAAUGUGCAAAUGGCGUCACAUUACUACAAUGCAUCUGUUGAUGGAAGUUGAUGGAAUUGUCACUUGCACAAUCGGGCCAGUGUUGCAUCGUCACUCAAGCUUAUCUAAAGUUUAUUUGAGUAUUUAAAUAUUUCGGGUAUGGCACAUGAUUCUGGCUAUACAACAAUGACAUUCCCAAGUAUUCAUAUUAUAUCUAAACAAAAUGCAGACAAAAAUCCACCACUUUAAAAGAGUCCACAGACAUGCACAACAACAAUACGAAAUCAAUGCAAAUUCUGAAACAGCCCUUUUACACUGUGUCCUAACCAGACACGACAACACGUGAGAAAAUGUAUCUGUACGUAAUGUGUCUAUAUACAAAUAAAACUAAAACUAAAGAAGAACAUGAUGUUGUAUUUUAGCCUUUAAAAAUGGUAAAAGUAUGAUCUAUCACCUGAUAUACAAACUCUUGUUUAUAACUCUAACUUCUACAUAAAUAGUCUGGAUUAGUGACCAACCUAUGACUACUUGAGACUGAUACGUCCUACAGCUGAUUUAAAGGAUUAGUUCACUUUAAAAUUAAAAUUUCCUGAUAAUUUACUCAUCCCAAUGUCAUCCAAGAUGUUCAUGUCCUUCUUUCUUCAGUCGAAAAAAAAUUAAGGUUUUUGAGGAAAACAUUCCAGGAUUAUUCUCCUUAUAGUGGACUUCAACAGAUCCCAAAUGGUUGAAGGUCAAAAUGACAGUUUCAGUGCAGCUUCAAAGGGCUUUAAACGAUCCCAGACGAGGAAUAAGGGUCUUAUCUAGCGAAAACGAUCGGUCAUUUUCUAAAAAAAAUAAAAAUGUAUAUGCUUUAUAAACACAAAUGCUCGGCUUGCAAGUGCUUCUGCCAGACCGCCUUCUGUAUUCUUCAAAAAGCUUACGCUGAAUGUCCUACACCUUCCCUAUUCAACUUACGGAACUAACGCAGCGCCAGUUCCGUUUUUCCGUAAUUUGUAUACGGAAGGUGUUCUGGCGGAAGCUAGAUAUUUGACUUCAUAUCUUGUUUAAAUAUGGAUAUUUUUUAUACAAACACAUCGCUUCACUUCAGAAGGCCUUUAUUAACCCCCGGGAGCCGUGUGGAGUAUGUUUAUGAUGGAUGGAUGUGGAUGGAAGCACUUUCUUCAGCUCAUACUCGUUCACUGCCAUUAUAAAGCUCAGAUGCAUCAGGAUAUUUAUUAAUAUUUCUCCGAUUGUGUUCAUCAGAAAGUAGAAAGUCAUAUAUACCUAGGAUGGCUUGAGGGUGAGUAAACCUUGGGCUAAUUUUAAUUUGAAAGUGAACUAAUCCUUUAAAGCCUUAUGCCUUUAGUCACAUGGCAGAGGGAAUAGACCUUAAAAAGUAUGUAUAGAAUGUAAGAAUAUGUAUGUAAGAAUAAAUAUGUAUAUAUAAUGCUGGGUGAAAUUGAUAUGAAAAACUACAAUUCCAUCAAACCCAAUUAUAUAAAUACAUAAAUAAAAUCAGUGCUAAUAAAAUAAAUUAGGCUGUAAAAGCUACACUGUUGAUUUCAAAAUCUAGAAAAUUCUUCUGACAAUUUAGAUUCCCUAAUAUCCUACUUUAGUUCAACAGAUUCAGAUUCAAGUGUGACAUCAGUGCCUGUAUAUAUCAUCAAUUAAAGGGAUAGUUCAAACAAAAAUGAAAAUUGUCAUCAUUUACUCACCCUCAUGUCAUUUCAAUGUUAUUCAAAAUAUCCUCUUUGUUUUCUACAGAAGAAAUUCAAACAGGUUUGGAACGACAUGAAAUUUUCCUUUUUGGGUGAACUAUCCCUUUAAGUGGAAGAGUUUUAUGGAGGAAAUAAAAAAAAAAAAAAAAAAAAAAAAAAA
Ctenopharyngodon idella (grass carp) is the source of this 5843-nucleotide messenger RNA. RefSeq names its product oligodendrocyte myelin glycoprotein b (gene omgb). The coding region runs from base 2068 to 3261 and encodes 397 amino acids. Gene Ontology annotation, molecular function: protein binding. NCBI's taxonomy places the organism in Eukaryota, Metazoa, Chordata, Actinopteri, Cypriniformes, Xenocyprididae. The record is from RefSeq and is a predicted model, not a curated record. The transcript has 2 exons. Gene Ontology annotation, biological process: neuron projection regeneration.